AUGGCUCAAAAAACUGUAUUGAUCACAGGCUGCUCCUCUGGAAUUGGCUUGGCCAUAGCCUCUAAACUGGCUAAGGAUGAUAAGAAAAGAUUCCUGGUCUAUGCCACCAUGCGGAAUCUGGAUAAGAAAGGAGAUCUCUUGGAUACAGCCGGCAACGCACUGGGCAAAACACUGGAGAUUAAAGCACUGGAUGUUUGUUGUGAAAAAUCAAUCCAGGAAUGUAUUGACAGUAUUCCCAACAGGAAAAUCGAUAUACUCAUCAGCAAUGCUGGAAUGGGGAUGAUUGGACCCAUUGAAUGCCAAAGCUUGGAGGAAAUGAAGAAUGUCAUGGAUACCAACUUCUUUGGACUUGUUAGACUCCUUAAAGAAAUCCUGCCAGACAUGAAGAAGAGGAAGAAGGGUCACAUUGUGGUGAUUAGUAGUGUGAUGGGAAUUCAGGGUAUUUUGUUCAAUGACAUCUAUGCUGCAUCAAAAUUUGCGGUGGAAGGAUUUUGUGAAAGUUUAGCAAUUCAAGCAAUAAAAUUCAAAUUGAAAAUUACUCUGAUUGAACCUGGCCCAGUGGUCACUGAUUUUGAAAAAAAGGUUUAUGAAGAAGGAUUGAAAGUAGACUUGUCAGCAGCAGACGAAGAAACAAGAGACAUGUUUACAAACAUUUACUUGCGCAACUACAAGGAGAUAUUCGUAAGCCUGGGACAAAGUGCAGAUGAAGUGGCUGAGCACACCAUGAAGAUCAUUAGCUUAGACAAUCCACCAUUUCGUCAUCAGACAAACAGCCUUUACACCCCCAUGACGACUCUGAAGUAUGCCGAUCCAAAUGGAGACCUCCCCAUUGACACCUUCUACAAAUUGGUCUUUCAACAUGACAAAAUCUUCCAUGCCAGCCUCAAUUUUAUUAAAAUGUUGAGGUGGAGAAGCAAAAAGAGUUUUAAUUUAGGAAGGCCAAGCAGUCAGGAGUAG
Molecule: messenger RNA, 957 nt
Organism: Carcharodon carcharias (great white shark)
Lineage: Eukaryota; Metazoa; Chordata; Chondrichthyes; Lamniformes; Lamnidae
Exons: 6
Coding region: 1-957 (318 amino acids)
Biological process (GO): estrogen biosynthetic process
Cellular component (GO): cytoplasm
Molecular function (GO): estradiol 17-beta-dehydrogenase [NAD(P)+] activity
Source: RefSeq, a predicted model, not a curated record